This is a messenger RNA of Salvia splendens (bonfire salvia), 375 nucleotides long. Its product is annotated as auxin-induced protein 10A5. The record is from RefSeq and is a predicted model, not a curated record. Gene Ontology annotation, biological process: response to auxin. The transcript has a single exon. NCBI's taxonomy places the organism in Eukaryota, Viridiplantae, Streptophyta, Magnoliopsida, Lamiales, Lamiaceae. The coding region runs from base 1 to 375 and encodes 124 amino acids.
AUGCCAAAAGCAAGAGCAAGCGUGAAAAAGAAAAAUGGCGGUUUUCUAAAGCUGAAAAUAGUGGUGAAAAUGCUACAAAAAAGUUUGAUUCCUCGAAAGAAAUGGGUGCCGGAGGACGUGAAGGAGGGGCAUUUUGCGGUGAUGGCGGUCGAAGACGACGACCUUAAGAGGUUCGUUUUGCCCUUGAGUUUCUUGACCCGUCCCUCCUUCCUGCGCUUGUUGGAGCAGGCGGCCGAGGAGUAUGGCUUCGAUCACCAUGGGGCCCUCACGCUGCCUUGCUCCCCGACCGAGCUUGAGGGGAUACUGGCGGAGCAAUGGGCUCCCGAGGGGGGCUCAGGUUGGGAUUGCUAUCAGACCGUGGUUAAAACAUGUUGA